Synchiropus splendidus (mandarinfish) is the source of this 4314-nucleotide messenger RNA. It is a transcript of the gene vgf, whose product is annotated as VGF nerve growth factor inducible. The transcript has 2 exons. NCBI's taxonomy places the organism in Eukaryota, Metazoa, Chordata, Actinopteri, Syngnathiformes, Callionymidae. Gene Ontology annotation, molecular function: neuropeptide hormone activity. The record is from RefSeq and is a predicted model, not a curated record. Bases 164 to 2221 code for a protein of 685 amino acids.
AACAGACGGAAUCCCCGCAGAAGAGCAGCGAGUCCACAACAACAACAACAAAAACGGGAGAGAAACCACAACUAACACCGGGACAGAAACGCUGAAGCGAACUGCGGGAGCGCGAGCGACGCACCGGGGGACGGAGAAGGAAUCCCCCCACUGAAACGAGGCCAUGGCUUAUUACCACAGUUCCCUAAGUGCCAUUUCUAUAGUGGUACUUCUGACAGGCGCCUCGAGUUUCUUCCUGUCAACUGCCAGCCCCGACAACAUUGCAGGACAUUUGGCUUCACCAACACAGAGCGUGGUUUCAAGCGAUGGAGAGAGGAGGUUGAUUCAGAAAAGGGUGGAUGAGGAUGAAGAAGACGAUGAGCUCUUUAAAGAUGUGGACCCUAAAACACUGGCAGCCGUCCUGCUGGAAGCACUGAACAACUCUUAUGUGGAGAAAAAGAUGCAGCAAGAGGGUGAAGGGAGUCUUGAAACAAAGGGUAAGAUGGCAGAAGCCGACCGCCAAGUGCGAACGAUGGAGAAGGGAGCAGAUCGAGACAGAGAUGGGCGACAUGAAAUAGAGCUGCUGAUGGCGGCACAGGGGAGAGAGCAGCAAAAGAAGGAGGAAGAAGAGAGGAAAAAAGCUCAGGAGGAGGAGGAAAAGAUGACAGAGAGGGUGACCAGUCACACCACCAGCCAGAAGGUCCAGGUCCAGACACCCCGGCCCAGCGGGCCCGUGAUGAGUGGAGCUGACGGCCAAGCAGCUCAAACCCAGCAGACGACAAGCCCAGAACAAGGCGGGGAAGUGGAAGAGCAGUUGAACCCGGAAGAGCUGAAAAACCUCGAGACCGUGAUGAAGGAGUUUCCUCGUUUGAACACGGCGACUAAAAGAGAGGGGGACCUGCAGCAGAACCAGAGGGAGAGUCGGGGUUACAGCUCAUACAAUGAGAUCUUACCUGUCAACAAAGGAAGCGAGAAGAAACUGAAAUGGCAGGAGGAAACACAAAAGGCCCUGAGUUUCCCAUCAUUCCGAGGAGGAAACUUCAUGGAUGACUUUGAAGAAGGUAACUUUGCGGGUGGUGAUGCAGCACAGCCUCUUCAAGAGCUGGAGGAAAAGGAUGAACCCAAGGAUGAAGAUGAGGAGGAGGAUAAUGAGGAAGUUUUGAGUCCAGAAGAGGAGGAAGCUCAGGCCAAAGCAGAGCAAGAGGAGAUGAGGAGGCAGGCCGCUGAGGCACAGAAGGCUAAGAUGGAGGAGGAGAAGCUCGCUGACAUCGCCUCCGACAUGUUGCUUCGCUACAUGGUCAAGCAGAACAAUGGCAACCGGAAGUUCAGCUCAUCUCUGUCGAACGCAGCCGAGGACAAAAGAUCAGAAGAGGAUCGGCAGGACAUGGAAGACGAGGAUAUCGACCCGCAGACUAUUGACAAGCUGAUCGAGAUCUCCAGCAAACUCCACCUGCCUGCCGACGAUGUGGUGGACAUCAUUAGCGACGUGGAGAAGAAGAAGAAGAAAGACCUGCCUCCAGAAACCUUCUCAUACUGGAGACGGCCUCAAACUUCCAUGUCAGAUCCGGCACUGUCCAACAGCUUUUUAGCUCCACAGACCAAACAGACCUCGUACCAACUCCCUAAGCCACCACCCCCAUCUGCCCGUCUUCUGAAAAGCUGGUUUCAAGACAAAUCCCCGACAAAAUCCCAAGAACGGUGGGGUCUCUCACCCGGGAGCUCAAGUAUUUGGCCCAAGCAAAAGUCCAUUUACCAAGAGCCGUGGUUGAAAUCCUCUGCUUGGAACAGCUACCCGCGAUACCCCUACCCAUACUUCUACCAGAGGAAGUACAGCCCAGUCUACUACCCCCUCUACUACCCCUCCGUACCACGAUCAAAUCUGGGCUACUAUUUUCCCAAAACUCCAGCCAAUCGCAACAGCAACCCUUUCCCUCCCAGACGUCGCUACCAAGGCUGGAUUCAACCCAGGCUCAGACAGCCGCCUCCAAGCAUGCAACAUAACCCCUACUACGCCACCUUCCCCUUCUCCUUGUACCCGCGGAGAAUCCAACCCCUUCCCAAACCCCACUCUCCCCCGCUGCUGCCAGCUAUUUCUUCGCAAAAGAAGCCAUUUUAUUACUCGGCCCCGGCAGCGUCUCACAGCAACGACUAUUAUGAGGCUGGAACAAAGCCAGACGGCAGCAACCGGGACAAUCUGGAGAAAUACAUCCAGCAGAUACUGAUGACUCGGCCAUUGCACUGAAGAGACGAGUGACGGGAAGCAAGGCAGACCGUGGGGAGGACAGAAUGCGUCUUUAUAUUUUGUUACUCUGACCAUUGGUUAAGCGUUCAUGCCAUGAGUCCUUCUGCAUUCUGAUUGUUGUUUGGAGGUUAUGCGGGACAUUGUCAAGAAACAGUCAGGUGUGGACAUUUUUCUAUUGCCAUUUCAUUGGUCUUUGUAAUUUGGGUCAGGAAGAGGCAUCACAUUUUGGCAUGACGCUGUUUAACGCCCACAAAGUGCUACACCAUAUGUAGCUGACGGGUUGAGCUUCAGGCCCAUUCUCAUUAGACAUUUUAUAUAUAUGAGCAAAGUCUCCUUGUGUUUGAACAGCCAAACAUAUUCGAAGGAGAUAAGGAACUUAGACAAGCAGAGUCUCGAUUUAGGAUCUUUAAGGGUUAACACGUUCACAGCCAUGAAGACAAAUCUGUUUUCCCCUUAUCUAGGCAGAGGGCUGGUCUCCAAAGAAAACAAACUUCAUGUGUGGUUUUAAUCAGAUUUCCUCAUGCAGCAAGGAAGCGCGACUCAAGAUUAAGAUAGCAUCUUCUGGAGGAGCACUGAAGGUCAUCGGAAUAUUGACGCACUUGCUCCUGGUGACUGACAAUGGUUUAGCGAGUAUGGACAGUGAAGGAUGGAAAAGAAAAGAAAAAAAACUUGAAAUCAGCAAUGUAUUAAGAUGGGGACAUUUUGAGGAUAAAAGAAUGACAUGCUUCAAGUGUGUUGAGACAUCCACUGCCCUGUCUGGAUUCAGCUGGAGCUCACCGGCAGGAGUCACAGCGCGUUUGUUUGCGCUUUGUUGGUAUUUCAGCAUCCACAUGUUUUGUUCAUCACGUGUCCCUCUAAGCUCUUUUAAUGAAACACAACACACAUUUCAUUCGCAGGCCACUGUGAAACGGCACCAUAAUGGGCUGAUGACUCAUCCCUUUGCAUAACUUCAAUUACCUUGUUGCCAUAGAGGCAAAUCCUGGUCCACCAGUACCCUGCAUUCUUCUGCACUCUUCUGCCACCUACCCAAGGCGUUGCAGGCCCCAGGACGGACGUGUCGCUGACGCUUUCCGAAAAUCCCCUGAUAUUGAACAUUCUCAAAUCCCUUUAACCCCUGGCAGGAACGAUUCAGGGAUCACACAGUGAGGGCUUCUGCAUUUGCACAUGUCGAUGAUGGUGCCUGAUGACAGCUCUGUUGGACUCGGCAAAACAAAAUUCUGUGUCGCUGAUCAUGUGGUGUUUAGUCCUCAUAGCCGGUGUGCAAAUUGUCGCACACUUUUCUGAGAUUGUAUUCCCUUUUCUUUCUACAUGAAUACAUUUUGAUACAGGACUGAACCAAGAGACGUCGAAAUGUGUGGUGAAUUAUGCAUGUUGUUCCCAGGACGUGAGGAAUGAAGAGGAAUCAACUUGUCACGCUGACUUUUUAUGAACAAACAGAGCAAAAGUCUGCCGCCUUACACGUCACUGUGACUUUGUCCAUGAAGUGCUUUUCAUCUUUUGUACCAUGAAAUGUCAUCCUCUAUAUUCCGCCUCUAGUCAGUUACGUCAGGAACUGGAAGGAGGUGUUCCGCUGUGCUCCAUGACACGGUGUAAAAAUGGAGUCAAAUUGCUCUGUGCUCUGACUGAUAAUGGGUAAUAAUUUCCUCCCUUCAAAUUCAAGAGGGAAACGGCACGGAUGUUGCCGUGCUGCUGUGUAGACUGCGUGAUAAGAGCAUCAUCUGGAGCAGAAGUGUGGCAUGGACAAUCUGAUCAUAAGCGUGAGACACUGACAUCUAUGUUUUUGUCAUUUCUACUGCGUUCGAUGUUCUGAAGAGAAAACUCAGAGACAGUUGGCCGGCGUCUGCACGUUUAUGUAUGCUUCAGUCUUAAAUUAGCAUCUCUGAAGAGACAGCAUCAACUCAAAAAAAAAACAAAAAAAAUCUACAAAGACGGCAACAAUGAAAAAGUCAAUGUACCUUUGAAUAUUGUUGAGUAGUGUAUGAACUCUGGGGUCUUUAGAUGUACCUUGUUGUGGUGUAAUAAACGUGUUUGCUGGAUGUAAACAUGUCAAUGACUACUUUUGCUACUACACGUCGACGAAGAAAUAAAGUCAC